CGCAUCUCCAGUCUUUCAGAAGCAAGCCGGGGUUCGGCGAAUCUCUCAAGACGUCACUGGCCCCGCGCGUUACCCCCCGCUAAGCUUUAAUACCUACUGUAGCUCAGCUCAACAACGCAUCUCAAACACACCUGAACUCACCUUCAAUUGAGCAUACUUGAUACCCUCACAUAUUCUUUCUAGCCAGUUUGUAUAAACAACCGCCAAAAUGGGUCGCCAAUUCUUCGUCGGUGGAAACUUCAAGAUGAACGGUACGAUCAAGUCGAUCACCGAAAUCGUCGACAACCUGAACAAGGCCAAGCUCGAUGAGAACACUGAAGUUGUCAUUGCACCACCAUCUCUCUACCUCCUUCUGACCCGCGAACACCUCCGUAAAGGAAUCGAGGUUGCAGCGCAAAACAUCUUUGACAAGCCCAACGGCGCCUUCACCGGCGAGAUCUCAGUCGAACAGCUCAAGGACAGCGGUAUCACAUGGACCAUCCUGGGUCACUCUGAGCGCCGCCAGAUCCUACAGGAGAAUGACGACUUUGUCGCCAGCAAGACAAAGGCAGCAGUCGACGGUGGUCUAGGUGUGAUUCUGUGCUGUGGUGAGAGUCUGGAACAGCGUGAGGCGGGUGAAACCGUCAACGUUGUUACCAAGCAGCUCAAGGCCGUUGCCGACAAGAUCAAGGACUGGAGCAAGAUCGUCGUUGCCUACGAGCCUAUCUGGGCUAUUGGUACCGGCAAGGUUGCUACCACUGAGCAAGCCCAAGAAGUCCACGCCGCUCUCCGUGAGUGGCUCAAGAAGGAAGUCUCAGCAGAGGCUUCUGAGAAGACCCGUAUCCUGUACGGCGGAAGUGUCUCGGAGAAGAACUGCAAGGAGCUUGCCAAGCAGCCCGACAUUGACGGUUUCCUUGUUGGCGGUGCCAGCUUGAAGCCUGCGUUCGUCGACAUUAUCAACAGCCACCAGGCAUGAAUCCCCCGGAGUGAUGCUCGUCUAUAGCUGACGGAAGCUCGUACUGGAAGGAAAAUGAUGAAGUUAUGAGAGAUAGCUCUCUGCCAGAAAUCAAAUAGGUUGGAGCAUAAUAAACGCUUUUGAAUAUCAAUGAUAAAGAUCGAUAUAACCCGUGAA
Molecule: messenger RNA, 1111 nt
Organism: Bipolaris sorokiniana ND90Pr
Lineage: Eukaryota; Fungi; Ascomycota; Dothideomycetes; Pleosporales; Pleosporaceae
Exons: 4
Coding region: 209-955 (248 amino acids)
Biological process (GO): glyceraldehyde-3-phosphate biosynthetic process; gluconeogenesis; glycolytic process
Cellular component (GO): cytosol
Molecular function (GO): triose-phosphate isomerase activity
Source: RefSeq, a predicted model, not a curated record